AUGGACGCAAUUGAGUCAACAGCGUCAUCACUGGCGGCGUCAUCACUGGCGGCGUCAUCUCCCUUAUCGCCACGAAAUUUGAGCACAUUGAACGCCAAUAAUGCCACUCCGGAGCAACUUUUGGCUAUUUUGCACGAACUUCGUAAUUCCGUUGGACCAAAGGUUGUAAAUAAUGCUGUUGCCAAAGUGAUGUGGCUACCGCUAGAGAAGUUAGGACAGGUUUUACCAAUGGACGGCAGGAAAAAGACGAAGAAGGAGAAGCAGGUGCUGAAACAGCAAAAGAAGGCUGAUGGACCUGAUGGUAUUCAGGCGGGGGUGCACCCACAGCAAAAUAAAAAGAAGACGCGCGAGUAUAACAUGAGCAAUUACGUGGUUCGUGCCGUGGCGGUCAAGUUCUUGUACAUUGGGGAGAAGUAUUCCGGGUUUGCACGCCAGGACCACAUGCCCGAGACGGUAGAGCGCUAUCUAUACGAAGCGCUUGUGCGCUCGAAGCUCAUCGAAAAUAUUGAAGAUGCUGGAUAUUCGCGCUGCGGACGCACGGACCGCAGUGUCAGUGCUUUUGGGCAAGUUGUGGCACUGCGCGUGCGAUCUAAUUUACCAGGUACUGCUGAACUGCUCAGCGCGUCUUCAAUCGAUGAUGUGCCACCCGGUGAGAAGUUUCAGGUGCGGUUGGCGACGGGCGAAAUCAAGACACUCACGGAAGUGGAUUACGCUUCACAUAUUAAUCGUGCACUGCCGGCCGAUAUUCGAGUGUACUCUGUAGCAUCUUGUCGCCCCGGGUUCAGUGCUCGAUUCGACUGCAAGGCACGUGUGUACCGCUAUUUCUUCGUGCGGCGUGACUUGAACAUCGAGAAGAUGCGCACAGCUGCACAGUACCUUGUCGGAAAACACGAUUUCCGCAACUUCUGCCGCAUUGAUCCGAAUUGUCACGUGUAUGAGCGUAGUGUCGGUUCAUUCAAGAUCGAGGAAUGUCCAGGACAGCGUGCCGAUGAUUCGAGCCAGCAAAUGUACCGCUGUGAGAUAUUCGGCCGUGCAUUUCUGUGGCAUCAGGUGCGCUGUAUGAUGGAAGUGCUGUUCCUCAUCGGCUCAGGAAGUGAGGAACCUAGCAUUAUUCCGCAGCUGUUGGAUAUUGCGCAGACGCCGCGAAAGCCGCAGUACGACAUGGCCUCUGGCUUACCACUUGUGCUGCAUGACUGCCACUUUGCUGACCCGGAAGAAGCAGAAGAGCCUGGCCCAUGCUUUGAGUACACACCGCUUGCUUUACUUCAGGUGCAUGCUCAGCUUACAGAGACAUGGGAGCAACGUUGCGUGCAAGCGGCGAUGCUGCGUAGCCAUCUCGAUGCACUGGAAGCAUUCCAGAUAGAUGCAGCUCGAGUGGUGAAAAGUUUGGACCACUACGCACCGAAGCUGGAGCAGCUGAUGCGGGAACGCAACCUUUUGACUGACGAAGGCGGUAUGGUCAAGUGGAAGGAUGUGAGCCCUUUGCUCCCGUUGUCCAAGAAACGGAAGGCUUUACCUUUGGCGAAGCGUGAUACGGGUCACUCUGUCGAUGAGUGCAAACGUAAAGCCAAGGAGCGCAAGCGUCGGCACAUAGAGGAAAAGAAGUUUGCGAGCCAAGUAACUGAAGAGACUAAAAGAAAGAGCGGUGGCAACGCAAGCGGACACGAAGCCGCUGCGACGUCGCCUUGA
Molecule: messenger RNA, 1689 nt
Organism: Peronospora farinosa
Lineage: Eukaryota; Oomycota; Peronosporomycetes; Peronosporales; Peronosporaceae
Source: the annotation of a GenBank genome assembly